AUGUCUGGUAAUCCGGGUAGUGCGCUGCAAGCGCUGUCCCCGACACCGCCAGAGCGCGGGUCGUUUCCGCUGGACCACGAGGGCGAGUGCACCGCGCAAAUGAUGGAGUACCUCAACUGCAUGAAACUGGUGCGGGGCGAGAACGCGCCGAACUGCCGGCUGCUGGCCCGUAACUACCUCAAGUGCCGGAUGGACCAUCGCCUGAUGGACCGGGACGAGUGGGCGCACCUCGGCCUGCCUGACGACAAGCGGGCGGAGGCGGCGGCCAGCGCCGACAGCGCGCGGCCGCCGCGGCAGUAG
Molecule: messenger RNA, 300 nt
Organism: Eremothecium gossypii ATCC 10895
Lineage: Eukaryota; Fungi; Ascomycota; Saccharomycetes; Saccharomycetales; Saccharomycetaceae
Gene: COX19
Product: Cox19p
Exons: 1
Coding region: 1-300 (99 amino acids)
Biological process (GO): mitochondrial respiratory chain complex IV assembly
Cellular component (GO): mitochondrial intermembrane space
Source: RefSeq, marked provisional